This is a messenger RNA of Impatiens glandulifera, 2974 nucleotides long. RefSeq names its product plasma membrane ATPase 1-like. The transcript has 19 exons. Gene Ontology annotation, cellular component: plasma membrane. Gene Ontology annotation, molecular function: ATP binding; P-type proton-exporting transporter activity; ATP hydrolysis activity. NCBI's taxonomy places the organism in Eukaryota, Viridiplantae, Streptophyta, Magnoliopsida, Ericales, Balsaminaceae. The coding region runs from base 35 to 2911 and encodes 958 amino acids. The record is from RefSeq and is a predicted model, not a curated record. Gene Ontology annotation, biological process: proton export across plasma membrane; regulation of intracellular pH.
UACAGGUUGAAGCAGCAUUACAAAUAAACAAAAGAUGGAAGGAGGAGAUGAUUUAAUGGAGGCUCUGAAGAAUGAGUCUGUUGAUUUGGAGAAUAUUUCAAUUGAGGAGGUUUUUCAGAACUUAAAAUGUACAAAAGAGGGAUUAUCAAUCGAGGCUGCAGAACAGAGGCUUUUGAUUUUCGGUCCAAAUAAGCUCGAGGAAAAAGUGGAAAACAAGCUUCUGAAGUACUUGGGGUUUAUGUGGAAUCCUCUUUCAUGGGUUAUGGAAGCUGCAGCUAUUAUGGCUAUUGCACUUGCUAAUGGAGGAGGAAAACCACCUGAUUGGCAGGACUUUGUUGGAAUAAUUUGCCUACUUAUUAUCAAUUCUACUAUUAGUUUUAUUGAGGAGAACAAUGCUGGUAAUGCUGCAGCAUCUCUAAUGGCACGCUUAGCACCAAAAGCUAAGGUUCUUCGUAAUGGAAAAUGGAACGAGGAAGAUGCAUCAGUUCUUGUUCCAGGUGACAUAAUUAGUAUUAAACUUGGGGAUAUCAUCCCUGCUGAUGCUCGACUUCUCGAAGGGGAUCCAUUGAAAGUUGACCAGUCUGCUUUAACUGGUGAGUGUCUUCCUGUUACAAAAUCUGCUGGGGAUGGGAUUUACUCCGGUUCUACCUGCAAGCAAGGAGAAAUUGAAGCUGUUGUGAUUGCCACGGGUGUGCAUACUUUCUUUGGUAAAGCUGCUCAUCUAGUAGACAGUACAAAUCAAGUUGGUCAUUUUCAAAAGGUCUUGACUGCCAUAGGGAAUUUCUGCAUAUGUUCUAUUGCAGUGGGGAUGUUGAUUGAGAUUAUUGUGAUGUACCCUAUUCAGCGCCGAUCCUACCGUACUGGAAUUGAUAAUCUGUUAGUACUGCUUAUAGGUGGAAUUCCCAUUGCAAUGCCCACUGUCCUAUCCGUGACAAUGGCAAUCGGUUCACAUCGUUUGUCUCAGCAGGGGGCAAUCACAAAAAGAAUGACAGCAAUAGAAGAGAUGGCAGGCAUGGAUGUUCUUUGUAGUGAUAAAACUGGAACUUUGACACUGAACAAGUUAACUGUGGACAGAAACCUUAUUGAGGUGAUUUCUAGAGGAGUAGAUGUAGAUACUGUAAUUUUGAUGUCUGCCAGGGCAUCUCGGAUGGAAAAUCAAGAUGCAAUUGACGCUGCCAUUGUAGGGAUGCUAGCUGAUCCAAAGGAGGCUCGAGCCGGGAUUCAAGAAGUUCACUUCCUUCCAUUUAACCCGACUGACAAAAGAACGGCCUUGACAUAUAUUGACAGUGAAGGUAGAAUGCAUCGUGUCAGCAAAGGUGCACCAGAACAGAUACUCAAUCUCACGCAUAACAAAUCUGAAAUUGAACGGAAGGUUCAUGCAACCAUUGAUAAUUUCGCAGAAAGAGGGCUAAGGUCCCUAGGAGUGGCUUAUCAGGAAGUUCCUGAUGGAAGGAAAGAAAGUACAGGUGGUCCCUGGAAAUUCAUUGGUUUGUUGCCUCUCUUUGACCCACCAAGACAUGAUAGUAACGAGACUAUAUCUAGAGCUCUAAAUCUGGGCGUCAAUGUUAAAAUGAUAACUGGUGAUCAACUGGCUAUUGCUAAGGAAACUGGUAGGCGUUUAGGAAUGGGAACAAAUAUGUAUCCUUCAUCUGCCUUGUUAGGACAGAACAAGGAUGAGUCUAUUGCAGGUUUGCCAGUGGAUGAACUAAUUGAAAAGGCUGACGGAUUUGCUGGUGUUUUUCCAGAACACAAGUAUGAGAUUGUAAAGCGUUUGCAAGAUAGAAAACACAUUUGUGGAAUGACUGGUGAUGGUGUUAAUGAUGCUCCUGCUCUUAAAAGGGCUGAUAUCGGUAUUGCUGUUUCUGAUGCAACUGACGCAGCUCGUGGUGCUUCUGACAUUGUUUUAACUGAACCUGGUCUCAGUGUCAUCAUCAGUGCUGUACUAACUAGUAGAGCAAUCUUCCAGAGGAUGAAAAACUACACUAUAUAUGCAGUUUCAGUAACAAUCCGUAUUGUGCUUGGAUUUAUGUUACUUGCUCUUAUAUGGAAGUUUGAUUUUCCACCCUUCAUGGUUCUGAUCAUCGCCAUUCUAAACGAUGGUACUAUUAUGACAAUAUCAAAGGAUAGGGUAAAACCAUCUCCACAACCAGACAGUUGGAAGCUUGCAGAGAUUUUUACGACAGGAAUAAUUCUUGGAUGUUACAUGGCUCUUAUGACAGUAAUUUUCUUUUGGUUAGCUUACAAGACAAAUUUUUUCCCUAGAAUAUUUGGGGUUUCAACACUCGAGAAAACAGCUAAUGAUGACUUUAGGAAGCUUUCAUCGGCUGUGUAUCUGCAAGUAAGUAUAAUCAGUCAAGCUCUUAUAUUUGUAACACGUUCAAGGAGUUGGUCAUUUGUUGAGCGUCCAGGAUUUCUGCUCUUGGGUGCUUUUAUUAUUGCUCAAUUGGUUGCAACUAUAAUAGCUGUUUAUGCGAAUUGGAGUUUUGCAUCGAUUGAAGGUAUUGGAUGGGGUUGGGCAGGUGUGAUAUGGCUAUACAACCUCGUAAGCUAUAUCCCACUCGAUAUAUUAAAAUUCACGAUCCGAUACACAUUGAGUGGGAAAGCUUGGAAUCUUCUGAUUGAGCAAAGGGUUGCUUUCACUGGGAAAAAAGAUUAUGGGAAAGAAGAACGUGAACUUAAGUGGGCACAGGCACAAAGAACAUUACAUGGUCUUCAACCACCUGAGAACAAGAAUAAGGUUGUUGGUGAGCACAGUACAUAUGCAGAACUAAGCCAAAUGGCUGAGGAGGCAAAAAGACGAGCCGAGAUGGCCAGGUUGAGAGAACUCAAUACCUUGAAGGGACAUGUUGAAUCUGUGGUGAAGUUAAAAGGACUUGAUAUUGACACAAUCCCCCAAUCAUACACUGUUUAGGCUGUGUUUACUUUCCUUUUUUUUUUUAGAUUAAUUCAUGUUCCUAGUUAUUUAAUAAUAUUA